AUGUUUAAAGAUUUUUUGCUGCUAAAUUUAUUUCCUGUAAACUGUAGUACUCAUAUUUUUUUUCGGAGUCUUACAAUAAAUCUUUCCAAAUUUUAAUGUUAAGAUAACUGUAAAGAAUGCUAUUUUGGAUUUUGUCAAAAAUGUGAAUAAGAUUAUUUAUUAAUUAAAUAAACAAAUGAGUGUAACAUUAAAGUGCAAUGUAAUCCAGAAAAAGGUCUUUACUACAACGAUAUCCUUAAUUAAUGUUAUGAGAUACAAUCAAAUUAAAUUAUUAUUUUUAUUACAUUAUAGAUUUACAGCUUAUUAUAAUUUAGUUUUUCUUCUUUGAAAAAGUGAAUAUAAUAUUUCGGUGGAGAUGGUAUUAUAUCUGAAAAUGAAUAAUGUGAAGAUUAUAAUUUAGAUCCAUAUGAUGGUUGUUAUGAUUGCAAAUAUUCAUGUUAUUCUCAUUGUCCAUUAUGCAUUCAAGGAGUUUGUACUGAUGAUGGUUCUACAUGUUAGAAAGGUUAUUAUUUUGAUAAAGAAACUGGGUUUUGUUUUAAUGUUUGUGGAGAUGGAAUAAUUGCAAUGCCUGAUGAAGAGUGCGAUGAAAUCAAUAAUACUGAUUGUGUGAAUUGUAAAAAGAUUAAUGAAAAAAAUUGUAAAAUUUUAAUGAAAUAAAUAAGUGUGUUGCUUGUUUGGAUAAUUUUUAAAUUGUAGAUGAAGUAUGUCAAUCUCAACCAAAAUAAAUUUGUGAUGUUCAAAAUUGUGUAAAUUGUUAAAAUAAUAUUUGCAUUUAAUCUUCACAGACCUAAAUUAAUAAUUAGAAUUAAGAAAAUAUAAUUUUGUAUUAUUGCGGAGAUGGCUUAAUUAAUUAAAAUGAAUUUUGUGAUGAUGGUAAUUUCAUCAAUGGAGAUGGAUGUGAUUCGAAUUGCCAACCUUCUUUAAACAGUAUUUUUAACUAAACGAAUGCAUUUAAAUUUUCUAUCCAUCUCCUUAGAUUAAAUAUAUAUAAUAAAUACAAAAUUGUUAAAUCCUAACAUUAUAUUAUGA
Messenger RNA from Paramecium sonneborni, 1029 nucleotides. The record is from the annotation of a GenBank genome assembly. Lineage: Eukaryota; Ciliophora; Oligohymenophorea; Peniculida; Parameciidae.